AUGAAGUCCUAUACACUUUCUUCGAUCGCGCUCCUUGCGAGCGUGAUCCCAACGUCAUGGGCGCAAACGCACACCGCUUGCAACCCGCUCAACACGACUGGAUGUCCCAACAUGCAAGCUCUUGGCAGCAAUGCGACCUUCUACUGGAACAAGACGGGCAUUCCCACCGGCAGCAAGGUCUGGGAGAAGCAGAACCAGGGCGUGAUUGACUGGUCCCAGGAUGCCGGUGGAGAGGGCGCUGCGACCUUUACCAUUGAGCGCUCCGGCGACUCGCCCAUGGUGCAGUCCAAGUUCUACAUGCUCUUCGGUCGCUUUGAGUCUGAGGCUCUCGACGAGAUUGACUGGGAGUUCCUCGGCACCAACACCACCCACGUAUUGACCAACUACUUCGGCAAGGGCAAUACCACGUCGUUCGACCGCGGUCUGGAAUUCAAGAUGGACCCGCCCCAGGAUGAUUACCACAACUAUACUAUCGACUGGACCAAGGACCGCAUUGAGUGGUGGCUCGACGACAAGCUGCUCCGCACCCUUGUGCCUGCCGACGCCCUUGACGGCAAGAACUACCCCCAGACGCCGAUGAACGUGCGCAUGGGUGUCUGGGCUGGCGGUGAUGUCGCUAACAACGACCCUGGUGUCGUGGAGUGGGCCGGUGGUAAGACCGAUUUCAAGGAGGGCCCCUUCACCAUGAGGGUGAAGACCAUCUAUGCCCAGGACUACACCAAGGGCGCCGAGUACAGCUGGGAGGACAUGGACGCCAGCGGUUCGUGGGAGAAGGUCAAGGUUAUCAACCCCGAAGAGAAGUCCACUGUUCUCAAGGAAAUCGAAGACCCCUCCGGCGUGCGCAACAACUGGAAGGCUCUGUCUCCUGGCGCCAAGAGCGGUAUCAUCAUCGGCUCCCUCGUCGUGUUUGGUCUCCUCUGCUGCCUCAUGGCCUUCUGCUGCGUCAAGCAGCGCCGCGCAGGCAGGCGGGAACACGCGGCGUUGCUGGCGGGCGAGCAGAAGGAGGCGGCCGAGCUGGAGGAGUACAAGCGACAGAUGCAGAACGGCAAGUUUGGGUUCGGCAGCCACACCAACCGCGUCUAG
Boeremia exigua is the source of this 1083-nucleotide messenger RNA. Its product is annotated as concanavalin A-like lectin/glucanase domain-containing protein. The transcript has 3 exons. Gene Ontology annotation, biological process: fungal-type cell wall organization; carbohydrate metabolic process. The record is from RefSeq and is a predicted model, not a curated record. Gene Ontology annotation, molecular function: hydrolase activity, hydrolyzing O-glycosyl compounds; glycosyltransferase activity. Gene Ontology annotation, cellular component: fungal-type cell wall. Bases 1 to 1083 code for a protein of 360 amino acids. Lineage: Eukaryota; Fungi; Ascomycota; Dothideomycetes; Pleosporales; Didymellaceae.